AGAACACCAGUUGCUACGAUGAUCAAGCUGUGCUGUGCUGUGUUGUUGCUGGCUGGGGCUACUGCUCGUAAGGCUGAUGAAACUGAUAAAAUCAUAAAAGGAACUGAGCUUCUGUUGACCUUUUUGGUGCACCGUCAUGGGGACAGGACUCCAAUAGCCGACUCGCUGGUUUUCAGCAAUGACCCUGACAAACUCGCAGAAUUAUCCGCGCCCUACGGCUAUGGACAACUGACUACAGUCGGCAAGCGUCGUAGCUACGAACUGGGCAAGUUUAUUAGGAAAAGAUACGAUGGCUUCAUAGCGCGUCAGUUCAACCGGUCCGAGAUCUACAUCAGGUCUACCGACUCCACCAGGGCUAAGAUGACCAUACUGUCAGCUUUGGCAGCCAUCUACCCGCCUGUCAAGAAAGUCUUUAGGGGCCUCGACUGGACCCCAGUGCCGUAUACUAAUGUACCCGCUAAAUAUGAUUUCAACAUGCCAUUCGCGAACUGCCCGAACUUCAUGAACGACUACAGACAACUCUUGAGCACCACGUCACCGGCCAUCUUGAACUACAGCUACGCCGUAUCCCUCCUGUCAAACAUCACUGGCCUGGACAUGUUCCAGAAUUCUGGCUACAUUUACGCUGUAUACGAUGUCUACACUAGCCAGGUCAGUUUGGGAUUGCCCCUCGAGCCUAAGAUACAAGCCGUGUGGUCUGACGUAGAAGCGGCAGCAGGCAUCGCCAUCGGACUAGUGUUUGGAAACGAAACCCUUCUCCCAUUCCAAGCUGGGGUCCUCCUCAGCAAGUUCUACGAUGCAGUCUCCGAAGUCACCACUGGAGACACUUCCAGAAUGAGGAUCUACUCUGCGCACGACUUCAACGUCUAUUCCUUCCAGGCUGUGACCAAGAUCGUCAAUAAGCAAGGAGUCCCCAAGUACAAUUCAGCGUACGCCCUCGAGUUGAGGAGAAAUGUGCACACUGGCGAAUUGGUUGUAGUGCCCGUCUACCUUCCCAGUCCAGGACAAGACCCCAUCUACCUGGAAAUAGAAGGCUGUGGCUCCGUCUGCAACUACGACGACUUCGUGGCCAUCACCUCCGAGUAUGCCCUGGACGAAGACACCUGGAGGACCAAGUGUGGCUUCACAAAGGACCUGGUUAUCGACAGCUCCUCAUUUGCAUAAAAAUAUUUUUAACCAACUAUCAUUGUAUCAACAAACUGAUUGUGAUAUUGAAUUAUUUGUCGGCCAUUUGGUGUAGUGGUUCGUAACGCACUUCUAUGCCGAAAGGUCACGGGUUCGAUUCCCGCACAGUACCAACAUUUAAGUCUAAUUAAUCCGUUGUCUAGUACCCAUAGUACAAGCUUUGCUUAGUUUGGGACUAGAAGCGCAGUGUAAAAUGUCCUAUUUAUUUAUUUAUUUAUAUACCCAGUUUCUGUACCUAAACUGGGUCUAUGUUUGAUGCCAUAGAUUAUUUAAAACCUUAUAAAAUGUAUAACAAAUCAGCAAAAACAUUGACUAAGUAUACUGACUAUUGUCAAUAAGAUGAUUAAGUAACAUUAUUUAUACAUUAAGAUGUUAAAUAAAAAUCGUAAUUAAGUAUUUAUGUCACAAACAGCAUAAACACAAAUCACAAAUUGAGCUCAUGUAAAAUAAACAACACCUACAAUUUA
Ostrinia furnacalis (Asian corn borer) is the source of this 1652-nucleotide messenger RNA. Its product is annotated as prostatic acid phosphatase-like. Gene Ontology annotation, biological process: dephosphorylation. Gene Ontology annotation, molecular function: phosphatase activity. The coding region runs from base 19 to 1164 and encodes 381 amino acids. Lineage: Eukaryota; Metazoa; Arthropoda; Insecta; Lepidoptera; Crambidae. The record is from RefSeq and is a predicted model, not a curated record. The transcript has 7 exons.